CCGCCGUCGACGGGGCCCCCGGUGGGCGCGGGCCUGGACGCGGAGCAGCGCACGGUGUUCGCCUUCGUGCUCUGCCUGCUCGUGGUGCUGGUGCUGCUGAUGGUGCGCUGCGUGCGCAUCCUGCUCGACCCCUACAGCCGCAUGCCCGCCUCGUCCUGGACCGACCACAAGGAGGCGCUCGAGCGCGGGCAGUUCGACUACGCCUUGGUGUGAGCGGCGCCCCGGGCGGGCCCUCUGCCGGGUCUCCGAGGGCCGGCCCGGCGGGGGCACCCCCAGGCCUGGACAGCACCCAGGAACCCGCCCCAGCGCCCCACCCAGCCCAUGGGGAGGGGGGCGUCAGAAGAAGUCCAGCCCCUGCCUCCUUAGCCCCGGUUCAUCUCCCCUCCUGGCCAGGCCGGAGCCCACCUGGUGCCUUGAUCCGCCCUGUCCCUUCCUCUGAUCCCAGGUGGGAAGAGGACCCCGCAGUGCUCCCGCGUCCUCCCAAUGUGUAGGUGGCUCUGCUGUUGUCCUGCCUCCGGGCGUGGAGGUUGCGUCCUGAGUCCCUUGUCCCUUCUUUCCCCAUCUCUGGUCAUCCUCGAACCCACUGUAACCCACUGUCGAGCCCCUGCUGCACGGCAGGCUCCCCCAGGCCCACGGGGGACCCCGCCUAUCGCUAUGCGCUGCACGGCCAGCCCGGAGAAGGAGCCGGAAGACCGACCACGCCGGCUGCGUCCAGGAUGCGAGGCGCCUUCCGUGGGGGGAGAGCGCGGGCAGGCUCGUUCCGCCCCCAGCCCGGGCCCUAGAACAGGUCAGCGCGCCUUUUCCUCGGUGCCCACCUCCGCCCCUCCUCGGCCUUCCGGCCGCCUCCCCGUGACCCCCGUGCCACCCUCCAUGCCUCUCCCAUGCCUUUUCACCCCUCCCUGCCUCUGAGCCGAUGACAGUAAUAAAAGCUAUUAUUGA
Tupaia belangeri chinensis (Chinese tree shrew) is the source of this 939-nucleotide messenger RNA. It is a transcript of the gene CTXN1, whose product is annotated as cortexin 1. The record is from RefSeq and is a predicted model, not a curated record. Lineage: Eukaryota; Metazoa; Chordata; Mammalia; Scandentia; Tupaiidae.